AUGGAAUUGAAUUGGAUAAAAGGCACUAUCAGGGAAAAUAUAUCAGAUAAACAUGAAGAGCUGAUCGGGAUAUUGGAAGAACUGGAAAUUGAUGGAAAAGGUCUAAGUGAGAAAGCUCUUAACAAGAUCAAGAUAUGUGAAGAGUUAAAACUAGGGGCAAGAAAUUACAACAACUUGAGAUAUGCAGAUGAUAUAACUUUGAUGGCAGACUCUGAAAAGAAACUUCAGGAACUGGUUAACAUUGUGUCAGUAGAAAGUGAAAAGCUGAUGGACGAUCAUACAAAGAUAUUCAGUACAGGAGUCCCGGACCAUAAGCAGAGCGAUGGAAAAGAAAUUAGAAGCUGUGGAAAUGUGGUUAUAUAG
Molecule: messenger RNA, 363 nt
Organism: Penaeus indicus
Lineage: Eukaryota; Metazoa; Arthropoda; Malacostraca; Decapoda; Penaeidae
Exons: 4
Coding region: 1-363 (120 amino acids)
Source: RefSeq, a predicted model, not a curated record